Messenger RNA from Lycium barbarum (goji berry), 354 nucleotides. RefSeq lists its product as uncharacterized. The record is from RefSeq and is a predicted model, not a curated record. Lineage: Eukaryota; Viridiplantae; Streptophyta; Magnoliopsida; Solanales; Solanaceae. The transcript has a single exon. The coding region runs from base 1 to 354 and encodes 117 amino acids.
AUGAGGCGAUGUGAGCUAGAGUUUUCUGUUGGCGACAAGGUGUUCUUGAAAGUGUCGCCAAUGAAGGGAGUAAUGUGGUUUGGUAAAAAAGGGAAGCUUAGUCCUUGUUUCAUUGGCCCUUAUGAGUUUGUUACGAAAUUUAGGACGGUGUCUUAUGAAUUGAAGUUACCAUCUGAUAUGACCAUGGUGCAUCCUGUGUUUCACAUUUUGAUGUUGAGAUUGUACAAACCUGAUCCUUCCCAUGUUUUGAACCAUGAAGAAAUUGAAAUUAGUGAAGGGUUACCUUACGAAGAAAAAUCGGUUCAGAUUAUAGAUCGUCAAAAAACCGAUUCAGAUUCUAGAUCGUCAAGUUAG